This is a messenger RNA of Condylostylus longicornis, 1792 nucleotides long. RefSeq names its product damage-control phosphatase ARMT1-like. Gene Ontology annotation, biological process: DNA damage response. Gene Ontology annotation, molecular function: phosphatase activity. The record is from RefSeq and is a predicted model, not a curated record. Bases 115 to 1437 code for a protein of 440 amino acids. Lineage: Eukaryota; Metazoa; Arthropoda; Insecta; Diptera; Dolichopodidae. The transcript has a single exon. Gene Ontology annotation, cellular component: nucleus; cytoplasm.
UAUUCGACUAAAAAUAAAACUUUUUGCUUCUAAUCAGUUUAGUUUCGUUUUUAAAUAAGUGCUAAACAGUUUAAUUAUUCAGAAAAAGAUUCAAAUAAAAGUAUUUUAUUCAAAAUGGUCGAAUUUGAAAGAAAUGCUAAUAUUAUUGAUGAUAAAUGUCCUAGACAUUCUAUUAUGAUAGGAAGGUACAAACAGAGUUUUGCUUAUUACACAUUACGUGAACGACUUCCAGUAAUAUUAACAAAAGUAAUUGAUGAUUUAUCACAGAACAAAGAUACAAUUAUAAAUGAAUGUAGUGAAGAAGCACGUGAAGAGCUAAAAAUAGUCGUUGGAAAUAUAUCAGAAUUAAAAUAUCAAUUGCAAACAGAUAAAGAACUAUAUCCUUUAGAGACGAAUGAAAUCGAUAAAUCUACUUGGAAUAUAUUCUUGAGCUCGUUACCAGAAAAUGAAAGAACAUAUUUUUCAACGUGUUGGCUAUGGGCUGAAUGUUAUUUGUAUCGUCGUUUAAAAACAAUUUUUGAAGCUACUACCACAUUAAAAAAUUUUGAUUAUUUCAAAUCUUCCAAACAGAAAGCAUUAAUUGGAUCAAAAGAUUCAAUUGUAUCACUUGUUAAGAGUACUCGUCAAACACUAACAUUAGAUAGUGAUAUUGAUAAAUACUUUAAAAAAUUAUUAUACCUUGAUUUAUGGGGUAAUAAAUGUGAUUUAUCAAUUACUGAAGGUAAAGAUAUCAAACAAACUGGUGAUCAAUUAGAAGCAGUAGACCAUUUAAAAGAAUACAUAUUAAUUGAUCAGGCUGAAGAAAUAUGGAAUUUAAUAUCACAAAAAUAUACUGGUGAACGAUAUAUUGAUUUUAUAUGUGAUAAUGCUGGUUAUGAACUUUUUACUGAUUUUUUGUUAGCCGAAUAUAUAAUCGAACAUAAAUUAGCGACUAAAAUUCGUUUUUAUAUUAAAGCAAUACCAUGGUUUAUAUCAGAUACAACGCCAGAAGAUUUUGAAUGGGUUUUAAAAUAUUUAUAUGAAAAUAAUAACGAAGAAUUAAAAUUAAUUGGUAAUAAAUGGAAAUCACUUGUCGAUCAAGGGAAAUUUAUUUUGUUAGAACCAGAUCGAUUUUUUAUUUCACCGUAUGAAUAUUAUAGAAUGAAAGAGAUUGCACCGCAUUUAUAUGAUAAAUUAUCUGAAGCACAUUUAUUAAUUAUUAAAGGUGAUUUAAAUUAUCGAAAAUUAUUAGGUGAUUUUACAUGGGAUUAUACUGAAAAAUUUGAAACAUGUUUAAGAGGUUUUAAUCCAACAAAUAUUUGCUCAUUACGUACAGUUAAAGCCGAUUUAAUAUGUGGUCUUGAAGAAGGUUUAGCUGAAAAAUUAUUUGAAAAAGAUUCAAAUUGGAUGCUAACUGGGGAAUAUGGUACUGUUAUGCUUCAAUUACAUAAAAAUUAAGAAUUCUUUGAAAAUUUUUAAAUUAAAUGUUUUUCUUUAAGAUAAACAGAUAUAAAAAUUAUAAAAUUUUCAAAAAAAAUUGUAAUUAUUAAGAGAUUGUAAACAGAAUACUAACAAUAUUACUUCAAUAUUCAUACGCUUUAAAUUAAUUUUGUUAAAUAUUAAAAGUUAAAAAUAUUCUUAAAUUUUUUUGUUGUUAAUAUCACAUGCCUAUUCUAAAUUUAUUAAGUGGUAAUAUAGUAAAUAUCGAAAUAAAAAUUUUAAAGAUAAAAACUUUUGUUAUAAUAAAAAUAUUGGUUUGAUAUUUACCUUUAUAUUUCUAUAUUUACAUAUUUAUUUAUUUAUUUAUUUAUCU